Messenger RNA from Hemibagrus wyckioides, 6637 nucleotides. Its product is annotated as contactin-associated protein-like 2. The transcript has 24 exons. The coding region runs from base 269 to 4225 and encodes 1318 amino acids. The record is from RefSeq and is a predicted model, not a curated record. Lineage: Eukaryota; Metazoa; Chordata; Actinopteri; Siluriformes; Bagridae.
AAAGACUAGUCUGUGUAAGUUUCAGAGCCGGACAGAAAGCUCAUGGCUGUGCAUUCAUUCCGCUAUGGACUGAGCACCCGCAUUAAACUGAUUUAUUUUUCGGCGGUCAGUCAGAGCGCGAGCUGAUGCGCUGAACCGCAGCGGGUUCUUUUCCGCGGUGCAAAUCCUGAUCCUGUUUUCUGACUCGGUCCAGGAGAAAACAUCAGUGCCAGCACUAGGUGUGCGUGUUAGAAGGACUAUAGAAGUGUGUGGACAGUAUAGGAGAACGAUGGGGAGGAUGAAGAUGGUGCGCUCGGGCUUCUUUCCGCUCCUCUGGAUCUUCAGAAUCAGCAUCAACUCGCACGCGGCUCCUUCAUCUGCCCACAAGUGUGAUGAAGCCUUAGCCACACCUCUUUCCCACAGUGCCUUCAGUGGUUCAUCUGUGUUUACCACUGGAUAUGCUCCUGGAUACGCCAAACUGAACAGAAGAGGAGGUGCUGGAGGCUGGUCACCGCUCGACACUGAUCAUUAUCCAUGGCUGCAAGUAGACCUGGGCAGCAGGAAGCAGGUGACAGCCGUCGCCACUCAGGGCCGAUAUAGCAGCUCAGACUGGACCACACACUACCGGCUACUUUACAGUGGCAUGGGCAGGAACUGGAAACCCUACCAUCAGGACGGAAACAUCUGGGUGUUUACAGGAAAUUCCAAUACAGAGAGUGUAGUGCGUCAUGAUCUUCAGCACAGCAUCGUUGCCCGAUAUCUACGAUUUGUCCCUCUGGGCUGGAGUGAAGAGGGUCAAAUAGGUCUGCGGAUAGAAGUUUAUGGCUGUUCAUACUGGGCUGAUGUGAUUCACUUUGAUGGCCAAGGCGUAAUCUCCUACCGAUUCAAGAUGAAGAAGAUGAAAAUCCUGAAGGAUGUGAUAGCACUGAAAUUUAAGACGGGUGAAAGUGAUGGGGUGAUCUUGCAUGGCGAGGGUCAACAGGGCGAUUACAUCACAUUAGAGCUAAGGAAAGGAAAACUGCUGCUCCAGAUUAACCUUGGCAGCAACCAGUAUGGUUCCAUCCUGGGUCACACAUCAGUGAGCAGCGGCAGUUUGCUGGAUGAUCAGCACUGGCAUUCCGUUGUGAUUGAGCGCUACCGGAGAAAUGUCAACUUUACCCUGGAUCAGCACACUCAGCACUUUCGUACCAAUGGCGAGUUCGACCACCUCGACCUUGACUAUGAGCUGAAUUUUGGAGGAAUGCCCUACUCAGGCAAACCUAACUCAGGAGGCCGGAGAAAUUUCAUCGGCUGCAUGGAGAGCAUCAAUUACAACGGAGAAAAUAUCACUGACCUGGCCAGAAGAAAGAAACUGGAUACCUCUAGCUUCCGCAACCUGACAUUUUCCUGUGUGGACCCUCACACCUUCCCAGUUUUCUUCAAUGCCACAAGUUUCCUGCAGUUACCGGGCAGAAGGGAAAACAACAUGGUGUCUGUAAGCUUCCAGUUUCGCACUUGGAAUGCUAACGGCCUGCUCCUGUUCAGCACACUGGCUGAUGGCAUGUUGGAGCUUGUGCUCAAAGAUGGCAAAGUCAUGGUGCACAUCAGUGUCCUGCAGCUAAAAAGCUCACAGAUUGACCUGGCAUCAGGUUCAGGGCUGAACGAUGGUGAAUGGCAUGAUGUUCGCUUUUUGGCCAAAGAGAACUUUGCCAUGCUGACCAUAGAUGGAGAUGAAUCCUCAGCUGUGAAGACCAAUGCACUCAUUCACAUUAGCACUGGAGGACUGUAUCAUUUUGGAGGUUAUUUCUUGCGGACUCGGGUAUCUCCCUCGCAGCGCUCGUUUCAAGGCUGCAUGCAGCUCAUCCAGGUGGACGAUCAGCUGGCCGACAUAUCAGCAGUGGAGCAGGGUGUGAUAGGAGCUUUUGAGAAUGUCAGUCUGGAUAUGUGUGCCAUUAUAGACAGAUGUUUGCCCAAUCACUGUGAGCAUGGAGGAAGGUGCACUCAGACCUGGGACACCUUCAGCUGCUCCUGUGAUGGCACUGGGUACGCCGGAGCUACCUGUCACUCCUCUGUCUAUGAGCAGUCAUGCGAGGCUUAUAAGCACCUGGGGAAAACUUCAGAUGUCUACUGGAUCGAUCCUGAUGGCAGUGGACCUCUAGGGCCAUUCAGAGUCAUCUGCAACAUGACAGAGGAUAAGGUGUGGACGAUGGUGGUGAACAGCCUGCCAGCUCAAACGACUGUCUCAGGUUCAAGCAGGGAGAGACGCACAGUGCUGCAUGUAAACUACAGUGCUACCGUAGAGCAGAUCAGUGCCAUUACAGAUGCUGCAGAACACUGCGAGCAACACAUUGCUUACACCUGCCGCUCGUCACGUCUACUCAACACACCCGAUGGCAGUCCGUACACAUGGUGGGUUGGCAGAGGUAAUGAAAAGCACUUCUACUGGGGUGGUUCUGCACCAGGAAUCAAGAAAUGUGCCUGUGGAAUUGAACGCAACUGCACAGACCCCAAAUACCACUGCAACUGUGAUGCUGAUCACAAACAGUGGCGAGAAGACUCCGGGCUUCUGGUCUAUAAGGACCACUUGCCUGUGAGUCAGGUGGCUGUAGGGGACACAAAUCGAGCCGGAUCAGAGGCCAAGCUCUCUGUGGGAGCUCUGCAGUGUCAUGGAGACCGUAGUUACUGGAAUGCAGCGUCCUUUACAACACCAUCCUCCUACCUGCAUUUUUCCACUUUCCAAGGAGAAAUAAGUGCUGAUAUUUCGUUCUACUUCAAGACCUCUGCACCUCAUGGAGUUUUCUUGGAGAACUUGGGCAACACAGAUUUUAUCCGCCUGGAGCUAAAAUCACCAACUGUGGUUUCCUUCUCCUUUGAUGUGGGGAAUGGGCCAGUGGAGCUGAAGGUCCACUCACCAAUGCCACUGAAUGAUGACCAGUGGCAUCGCAUCAGUGCAGAGAGGAAUGUUAAAGAGGCUGUGUUGCAACUGGAUCUGCAAUACAGGGAGGUUCGAGCUGCACCUGCACAAGGACACACACGCUUAGAGCUCUACAGCCAGCUGUAUGUGGGUGCGGCAGGGGGGCAGAGAGGCUUCCUCGGAUGUAUCCGCUCCCUAAAGAUGAAUGGCGUGACCCUUGACCUGGAGGAGAGAGCAAAAAUCACCCCUGGAGUCAAACCCGGAUGUUCAGGUCACUGCACCAGUUUCGGGAUGUACUGUCGCAAUGGAGGAAAGUGUGUGGAGAAAUACAAUGGCUACUCAUGUGACUGCAGUGGUACUGCUUACGAAGGGCCUUUCUGCAACAAAGAUGUGGGCGCUUUCUUCGAGGCAGGAACUCUGGUCCGCUAUAACCUGGUGCCUGAGUUGACAGCUGCUCCAUCCAGCAUGGACGGGAAGGACUUAAGCCGGUCACAGCUGACGGACAGGAACCUGACCCAAGAAGUUGUGACCUUCAGUUUCAGCACAUCCAGCACUCCUAGCAUCCUCCUAUAUGUCAGCUCGUGGAGCCACGAUUACAUGGCAGUGGUACUGCGGCAGAACGGUACCCUGCAGCUGCGUUAUAGCCUCGGAGGUCUGCAUGAGCCUUUCACCAUUGAUCUUGACCAACGUAAUUUAGCCAAUGGACAGCCACAUAAUGUCAACCUGACUAGGAAAGAGCGAGAAAUACAAGUGCAGCUGGAUCACUAUCCUUCAGUCAGCUACACCCUGCCUGAAGCAUCUGACACUCAGUUCACUCUGGUCAAAACCCUCUUCUUAGGAAAGGUCUAUGAAACUGGUCCCAUUGACCCGGUGCUGAUAGAGAAGUACAACACUCCUGGCUUUGUAGGCUGUCUAUCCCGAGUGCAGUUUAACAGCAUCUCUCCUCUGAAAGCAGCUCUUCGCUCACAGCGCACUCUGCCAGUGUCACACCAAGGAAAACUGGUCGAGUCCAACUGUGGCUCAUCGCCUCUCACCAUCUCACCAAUGUCAGCUGCCACUGACCCCUGGCACCUGGAUGGAGGUGCGAACUUCCCAUUCAACGAAGAGAUAAUCAUUCCAGAUGGAGUGAACAGGAAUUCAGCAGUAAUUGGAGGCAUCAUUGCUGUGGUCAUCUUCACUAUCCUGUGCAUUCUGGUGUUCCUGAUACGCUACGUGUUCCGGCACAAGGGAACGUACCACACCAACGAGUCCAAAGAGGCCAAACGCUCCGAAUCGGCCGACACGGCCAUCAUCGCCUCCGAGCUCAAUUUCACAGAGACCAUUGAUGAAAACAAGAAGGAGUGGUUUAUCUAAGAUGUAUUUCCUGUGGAGCGUACACACACUCUCACUAAGCGUCAAGAAAGUGGGAGCUGUCUCAGAAGUGAGCUGAAAAGCUGAACUGGACGCACAGGACGGCUAGUCUCUGUUGUUGGACGAUUGAGGAGUCUUUCAUAUUAAUUGUAAAUUGUGUGAACAAAACAAGACACUGAUUUGCCAUUUUGUCAAAAGUUUGGUUGUUAUUCAUAUAUAUAUCAUUUUGAUUUAUUUCCAGCUUUAAAUUUGAAACUAUUUUUUUGUAAAUGCCUCAGUGUGUGACAGUCAGGAGUGCUGGGAAAACUCCCCAAGUUUGAAGAUGAUUAGAGUACGCUAACAACUUUACAUUCAUGAAAGUGGCUUUCUACAGCUAGCCCUCACAAACUCUAAACAUCACAAACAGGUCUAUAAUUGUAAUAAUCUUUGGAUUAGACCAGCCCCCAUGCCCAGGAGUAUAUGUGCAGCACAGUUUGCUUGGAUUGCCAUUGUUCAGCAGUAGAUUAGAAUUGCAGAAAUGAUCAAAUCCAUUGCUUUUUUUUUUUGCUGGAAGUAUAGUGUGAAAUAGAAUGAUGAACAAAGGCAGCAUCAAGGAGCCAAGAAUCAAAACCAGAGAAGCGUUCAAGAAGGGUGUGUCAAAAUGUUUAGAUUACCAGACAGCUAAAAAUUAUUUUUAUCUGGUGUGAAGCGCAAAAUGCUGUCAGGACGAUCAUGGAACUUGGCUGACAUUCAUUUGCAACAUGUUCCUUGACAUUAUUAUUUCUCAUUUUUAACAAAACUUUCCAGUGGUUAUUCUGCUUGGUUGUCACAUUAUAGCAAUUGCACAAUGGAAUGGCAGGAAAACAAUCAGAUUUGAAUAAAUCCAAAAUAGAGCAAACAAUAUGGAAGCUAAUAGUCUAUUCCUUUCUGCCAUAUUAAUGCUUAGUUGUAAUGAUGUCUUGUAGCAUGUUUAGAAAAUUACAUAAACCAUUGAACGUCAGGCUGCUAUCUAAUACAAAUUGAUCUCCAAGCUGUAAACAUUAUGAUGUCAAUAACAUCUCUUUUUGCUUUUUUGUUAGCAGCUUAUCAAGUGAUUUGUUAUUCAAUCCAUUUAAUCUAAUGCAAGGUGUAAUGAAUUACAGAACUUCUGCAGGGCCGUGUUUAGAAUGAAUGAACUGCUUCGACUCACCCCAGUAGAAACAGUAGCGGUGUUGUGCGAGUGAUUUAAUCCCACUUAUGCAGCUAUUGCAUUUGUUUGCUCGAAAUAUUUUCUAGUGAAUUUAUUUGGUUAAUUUAGCUAGUAGCCUUCAUUUAAAUGACAACAUCCCUGACCAGGAAGUCACUGACGAUGAAUGAACGAAAACUGUAAAUGCGUUCAGGCUUACCUUAAUGAAGAUGGAUGUCAUUUGUCCCGUUAUAGCUAACUGAUCAUUCAUGGUGGAAUGAAAAUCAUUUUAUACACAAGUUGAUGCCCACUGAAUCUUCAUUAAACAUUUUUUUUUUAAAAGAUAAAGGAUUAAAGUGUCUGCUAUGAGCUACUGACUGGAAGGUUGUGAUAUUAAAUCAUAUGCCUCCUAAUUAAGUCUUGAGCAGAACCAUGGGCCCCCAAUUGUUGAGCUCUGUUUGGACAGGAUCACCUCAGUAUUUCAUUUGGAUUAAAGUGUCAGAGCAUUAAAGUCUGUAGAUGAAGAGAGUAAAGUAGGUACUAACUUUCAAAUGGUGCUCUUCUAAAAGGAUAUAGGGACUGAUGAUAAGUAAAAUAGGAUACAGUACACACACAAAGAGAGAAUGAGACAUUAUUGGUCAUUACUGAAGAUCUGAGGUCCUAUAUAAAAGUAGAAAGAUUUUCUUCUGUCCUGUAUAGAUGGGCGGUGAGCAUGUAAAAAUGAAAAGUCUAUGACUGUAACAUGUCUAAUUGGAUGAAGGAUAUGAUCCGUUUAUAUAAAAAUGAGAAUGAAAAAAGCUAUAGCUAGUGGUCACAAAGCAGGGGGUUCAAGCCUCAGAGCCACCAAGCUGCCAAUGUUAGGUCCUUGAGCAAGGCCUUUCAGUAUCAUGGCUGAUCUGUGCUCUAACUCCAGCUUCCUAUCCAACUGAAAUAAUGUGAACAAAAGUAUUUCAUGGUGCUGUAAUUUAUCUGUGACAAAUAAAGGCUUUUAUUGUCUUAGGAACAAAAUUAAAAAUGAAGAUUCUUAAGACUGCAGCAGAUUAAGACCAAAAUAGACUAUAAUUGUGACAGCAAAACUAUAUACACAAACAAUAAUAAGUAAAAAGUAUGAUCGGUGUGCUUCUGGAUAUCUAAUUUUAGUAAUGUUCACAAUAGGCUGUGGAUUUGGGAUGUCAUGGGAUUUCACUACUGAACACUCACCAGCUCUUCCACAAGCUACUGUCUCUGGAAACAGACGCCAAAUCCAGGCCAAAUAAACAUUAUUUAUUUGC